AGUCGGCUGAUCGACAGGGGUCGGUGGAAUCCGGGCCUUCGACCACUUCGACCGCCGCUAGCCCAGCGAUACUACUCCAGGGAUCUUCGGUGGCGAGUUCCAUCCAACCGGCGUCGGUAGAGUCCACUGUAACAGCGGAGGUCAGGCCCAAUCAGCCGCUGGCACCGUCCUCCUCAGCAGCGGCUGAGCCGAGGCCAACCCAGUUGACGAUGCCACUAUCCAAUCCGACUGACCCUCGGCCGAGGCAGGUGGACGAUGGGCCGAGCACCUCAAAAGAUACUGCCAGGCUGGUGCAUAGACGGAGAAUCCUUAUUUUUGGUCACAGCUAUGUCCAUUGGGCCGAGAGAUACGCCCGAAACACUCCCUUUGGCCAGCAUCUGGGUUUUGCUUCCACCGCAUCGGUCGAGUGGAAGGGUGUUCGGGGCCUUCAUUGGGAUGGCCUGAUCCCCUUGUUGUUCCAGGACAGGAGCGGGCCCCCUCCCGAUGUCCUAGUGCUCCAUUUGGGAGGUAACGACCUAGGCCUACUGAAUGGUAGGGCCUUGUAUUUGCAAGCCCGCGCCGACAUCCUUAGGAUUUGGCAAGCAUGGCCUCGGGUUCACAUUGCUUGGUCGGCCGUCAUUCCACGCCUUCGGUGGCCAGGAGGCGGUGACGUCAAGAAACUCGAGAAGGCCAGAAAGCGUGUGAACAGGGCCAUGCGCACAGCAUUGGCGCGAGGCAGAGGAUCUUAUAUCCUGCACAGGGACAUUACUCACGACAAAACACAAUUGUACCGUUCUGAUGGUAUACACUUAUCGGAUUUGGGCAACCACCAAUUUUUGGCCGAUCUGCAUUUAGGGAUUAAGGAGGUCUUAAGGGGCUUGGUGGGGGAUGGGGGCGAAAUAGACAUUUGCCCCCAAUCCGUGGCAUAAAUAGCUCAGGAUAACACGAACACUGAGGUAUACGCAAGGCACCCCUUAAGGGUGGGGGGUCAUUGCACAGCAAACACUCACCUAAAGGUCAGCAAAUGGGUGAGGGGACAUCAAUUGGAACAGAAAUAAGAGAGGCUGAUAUCAAUAAUUUGGGACAGGCCUCUCCGGACUUUUACAUUCAAGUUGCCCGGUUGGGGAUCCAGGGCACGCAGACAUUACACAUUAAAUAGCCGAGGACGUUGCCUCGGUUAGCCACCAAGUUCCUAGACACAUAGUUUAGUUCAGGUAAAGUUAAAUAGGUAACAGUUAAUAAAGUUGCCCAAAAAUUUGAACCCAUA
Messenger RNA from Anolis sagrei ordinatus, 1246 nucleotides. RefSeq lists its product as uncharacterized. The record is from RefSeq and is a predicted model, not a curated record. Lineage: Eukaryota; Metazoa; Chordata; Lepidosauria; Squamata; Anolidae.